Messenger RNA from Synchiropus splendidus (mandarinfish), 4457 nucleotides. RefSeq names its product TYRO3 protein tyrosine kinase (gene tyro3). The record is from RefSeq and is a predicted model, not a curated record. The coding region runs from base 259 to 2841 and encodes 860 amino acids. Gene Ontology annotation, molecular function: transmembrane receptor protein tyrosine kinase activity; protein binding; ATP binding. Gene Ontology annotation, biological process: multicellular organism development; protein phosphorylation; cell surface receptor protein tyrosine kinase signaling pathway. NCBI's taxonomy places the organism in Eukaryota, Metazoa, Chordata, Actinopteri, Syngnathiformes, Callionymidae. The transcript has 19 exons. Gene Ontology annotation, cellular component: signaling receptor complex.
CGCCGGAGUUCGAUCAAAGUUCUGAGGGAAAGUGAUAGGUCCAGGUAAACGGACUUGACCGAGUGCGGGACACGUUCGUGUUUUAUGAUUUCCGGUUCGGUGGACGAGGUAAUUCGCGGUGGACGAGGUUUCGCGCGCCGCUGGAACUUUUUUUUGUUGUUGUUUUUUUAAAUUCUGGCCAAGACGGCGACCGAGUGAGAACGGAACCGGACCAACCCGCUCCAUGUGAACUGGUACCAAACAAGAGAUGGUGUUAAGAUGGAGGCGCUUCUGUGGAUCUUGGUUCUGUGGCUGAUUCCGCACGGGUCGAGAGGAGGUGAAGUGUCUUUCACCAGACACCCCUCCAACCAGACGGUGACCCAGGGCAACGUGGUCCAGCUGGGCUGCGCCGUGGAGGGUCUGUCGGACCCCGACAUCGUGUGGAUGAAGGAUGGGGAGAAACUUUACAGCACAGACCAGAUGUUCAUCAUCCUGGGGGAGCAGCACGUGGAGACCUACCACAGCGUGAAGUCAGUCCAGCAGCAGGAUGCCGGCGUGUACUGGUGCGAAGUGGACCAUGGCGGCCACACGGUCUCGUCACAGAAGGCCUGGAUCACAGUGGAAGGAAUACCUCAUUUCAUCCAGGAGCCGCAGGAUGUGUCCACGUUUCCAGGCGCGCCCUUCAACCUCACCUGCGCUGCUGUGGGUCCACCAGAGCCUGUGGAGCUGCUGUGGGUGCUGGGGGGUGUGAUGGUGGGAGACGCCCAACCCUCCCCUUCGGUGCUGCUCGUGCAGGGUGUUAACAGCAGCAUGAAGUUUCAUUGUGAAGCUAAGAACUCCAGGGGAAUCUCAGUGUCCCGGACCGGAACUGUCCACAUCAAAGUUUUACCAUCAGCUCCAGUGGAUCUUCAGGUGAUGGCGACGGACAACAAUGUCACGUUGUCAUGGAAACCUGGAUUCACAGGCCACUCGGAGUUGUCCACCUGUAUCGUCCAGCUCUCCAGGGUGACCCCCUGGAGGAGGGACCUCCCGCAGCAGAAGGUUCUGGUUCCCCCUCACCAGCUGGUUCUGCCUGGACUGAGAAGUCACGCCAACUACAGUGCCAGAGUGUCAUGCGUCAAUGAGGUGGGAGCUUCACCCUUCUCCACCUGGCUGCAGUUCCUCACGCCGGAGGCAGCUCCAUCCACGGCUCCGAGGAAUUUGACCUUUGAACUGACGGAGAAGUUGCUGACCCUGAAAUGGGCGGAGCUUCAGGAGGAGGAGCUCCAGGGGAACCUGGUAGCCUACAAGGUCCAGUGGACUCGGGGUGGAGAACAGCAGGAGCCGCUGCUGUUCAAACAGGCUGGUGGUCACCUGCUGGGGGGAGGACGCUUCUUCAACUCAUCAGUCCAGGUGGCCGCGUGCACGUCGGUGGGCUGUGGACCCUGGAGCCCCCCGGUUCUGGUGCUGCCCUCUGCAGUACCAGUCCAGGCUCAGCGCAGCCACACUUGGGUCGGAGUUCUGUUCGGGCUGCUGGUAUUGACCGUGCUAGGCCUCCUCUUCUCCAUGUUUGCCCGCCGACGCGGGAAGGAGACACAGUUCGGAACCGCCUUCUAUCCUCCGGGAGCGGACAGCCUGGUGUCCUUCACUGCAGCUCGCUCCUUCAACAGGAACGGUGCAGCUGAACUUCCAGAGUCCACGUUGGAUAGUCUGGGGGUCAGCGAUCAACUGAAGAACAAGCUGAAGGACGUCUUGAUCCCGGAGCGGUUGCUGUCGCUCGGCCACAUGCUGGGGAAAGGUGAGUUUGGCUCGGUGCGGGAGGCCCUGCUGAAGUCAGAGGACUCGUCGGUCCAGAAGGUGGCAGUCAAAGUGCUAAAAUCGGACGUCACAUCCUCGGGUGACAUCGAACAGUGCCUGAAAGAGGCUGCCUAUAUGAAGGACUUCCACCAUCCGAAUGUCAUCCAGCUGAUCGGAGUGAGUCUACACCGGCGUCCUGGCCAGCGACUCCCCGUCCCCAUGGUGGUGCUGCCGUUCAUGAAGCAUGGAGACCUGCACACCUUCCUGUUGCUGUCGCGACUCGGAGAGCAGCCAUUUGACCUGUCUCUCCAGACGCUGGUCCAGUUUAUGCUGGAUGUGGCUCGGGGAAUGGAGUACCUCAGCAGCCGCAGCAUCAUCCACAGAGACCUGGCCGCCCGGAACUGCAUGCUGGAUGAGAACAUGACAGUGUGUGUCGCAGACUUUGGACUUUCCAAGAAGAUCUACAGUGGAGAUUACUACCGACAGGGUUCUGUCUCCAAACUACCUGUCAAAUGGAUCGCCCUGGAGAGCCUGGCCGACAAUGUGUACACAACACAGAGUGACGUGUGGGCGUUUGGAGUGACCAUGUGGGAGGUCAUGACCCGAGGUCAGACCCCUUACCCUGGUGUGGAGAACUCCGAGAUCUAUGAGUAUCUGAUCAAAGGAGAGCGACUGAAGAAACCCCCGGACUGUCGGGAGGACAUUUAUGACAUCAUGCACAGCUGCUGGAGUCCAGUCCCGAAAUGUCGCCCCAGUUUCCAACAUUUGGUGAACCAGCUGGAGGGGCUGUGGCUCAGCUUGUCCCCCGCCCCUCCGCCCAAGGAUACUUUACUCUAUGUCAACCUGGAAGGGAGUGGGGAGGCGUCGUCGGCAGCGGGGAGCAGCUGGGGUGCCCCCUGGCUACGAGUGCAGGAGGAUGAGGAGAAGGACUGGCUGAUGGUUGGCUCUGGUGCUGCACGAGCUAUUGGGGGGGAUUACAGGUACAUCAUCGGACCCGCUGCUUCAGAGGGGGAGGAGGACGAGGGGCACAGGGAGUCCCUGGACAUGGUGGACGGUGAUGACGAUGACACUGUCAUAAACGUGUGACACUUUUACUGGGCGGGUGAUCACAUGAUCAGAGGAACUGUAUUGACUGUGACCGGAGACCUCUCGGGUUUUCUUCAUUGGGGCCCUUAAAUGUGAGCAACUUAAGUUCAGGGAUGCCACAAACCGUCACCUGCGCUGAGUCACUUUUCUAAUGUAGCAUGCUAACAGCUAGCUCACGAUUGUUGGCAGUAGUUAAGGGUUUGAUUCAGGCCAGACAGGAUGGUUAUUGUGUUGCUGCUAAUGCUAAGCUAACAUGUCGAUUGAGCACCUUGCAGCUAGUUCUCAAGUCUUACAGAAGUCGGUCACAGAUUCAGGCAGACUGAACCUGUGACGGCGCAAGGUUCUCACUGGUUCUACGUCCUCAACACUGAACUUGCAGUUUGGGCAUUGUAGUGUUUUGGGUCCAACAACAUUGCUGAAGUCAUAAACUGAGCAGAGCCCACUCAGGAGAUGCUAGGCUUUUUAAAUCAGUGCUGUAUUAACAUUGUUAUUUUUCUGACAGAAUUUUAUUCAAUAAAUGGUUCUAAUGAGCGAUGACUCCAUUUGCACCCAGUGAGACUGUGCAAGGGUGGCGGUGUGGCAGGAGCUCACCUGGAUGGUUUAAGGAGGUGGAGCUUUGUAACGAUGAAAACAGGGGCGGAGUCAGACACCAUUUGUUUCAGAGGCAAGAACCUCCCGGUCUUCGCUCAUGGAUCACUGUGUGAACCUGAUUUGACUUGAUCAAGAUCAAAGGAACUCGUGGGUGAUGUCCUUUGAACCAUGUGGUGUACAGGCCUCUGAAGCAGGAUGUGGCCAAGGGGGAAAGUGGCCGGUCUAGAGGAAAACAGAAAUUCAACAUGACUGACUCUAUGACAACUUCCUGGUGGUGCCCAUCAGUUGGUUCACUGUCCCCUUCUGUGGUGGGUGUCCUUGUCCAGUCAGUCUUCAACAUCUUGCAGGCUUUGAACACAACAGAACCUACUCUUUUCUGCUUAAGAAACACCUUCAAAAGAGACUGAUAAAGUCACUAGUUUGAAUCACAAACUAGUAUUCAGAAACAGAAGAACCUUAAGGGUCAAAGUUUCAGAUUUUAUUUAGGCCUGUUUCCAACCACUGCUGUGCUGGCAUGUUUUAAACAUGUUGCAACUUUCAGGUUCGGGGGUCCCAGAGCAGCACAAGAACUCACUUUUUUUUGUCAUUCACAAGUUCACAGACAAAUUUCUUCGGUUUCUGCGUCUCAAAAGCUUUUAUUCAGACCAACAAAAGCGACAAACGUUGCCCCACAACUGAGAUCUUGAAGAAUUUAAAGAGAGGCACUUUCUCAUACGUCAGUGCCAAUUUGGAACAGGCUUUCAGAGCAGUCAUGGUUUCAUCUUGUAGGCCAUGUUGAUUUGGCAGGCGUCAUGUCACGGUUGCAUUAAUAUGUCCUCAGUGUUGUCACGUACUGAGUUGUCAGCUUUAAUGCUGACUAGUCUUGUCUUCCUACCUUGUGUCAGCUCCAUGGGGACCACAUCACAGUUGGAUGUCUGUCUCAAACUACAUGUAAAGCUUUUAAAAUUUAAAUGUUGAUCAAAGUAACAGUAUAUUCCUAAUAAAGACUAUUAUGACCACCUGUGUGAUGUUGGUCCACUGCCGCC